Molecule: messenger RNA, 972 nt
Organism: Amblyraja radiata (thorny skate)
Lineage: Eukaryota; Metazoa; Chordata; Chondrichthyes; Rajiformes; Rajidae
Product: trypsin-3-like
Exons: 5
Coding region: 1-651 (216 amino acids)
Biological process (GO): proteolysis
Molecular function (GO): serine-type endopeptidase activity
Source: RefSeq, a predicted model, not a curated record
AUGCUAAAACUGACGAGCAUCAUUCUUGCUGCCAUUAUAUAUGCCGGUAACAAGACACUGCUGCAUUACCAGGUCACCAUCAACAUACGAGGCGCUGAAUCUAUACAGAUAAUUGCAGGGGACCACUCAUUAAGCAGAUAUGAAGGGACCGAACAAAUGUUUUACCCAACUAAGAUGAUUCCCUAUCCUCAAUACAACCCAGAGAGCAAAGAUUCUGACAUCAUGUUGAUUAAGCUCUCACGACCUGCCAGACUGAACUAUUUUGUGGGUAUCGUGCCCCUGCCCCUUCGAAGCUCGUCGCUGGAAGCAGACACGUUAUGCCGAGUGUCAGGAUGGGGUUACAUCAAUCCUAACAGGAAUGUGGUGCCAAGGAAGUUGAGGGCAGUGCGAGUGCCCAUCGUGCCCAAUGCACGGUGUAACCAGCUUGGCUCCUACAAUGGCAACAUCACCAAGAACAUGAUCUGUGCUGGGUUCCAAGCAGGCGGCAAAGAUUCCUGCCAGGGAGAUUCCGGUGGCCCUUUGGUUUGUAAAGGCAGAAUAUAUGGAAUAGUAUCGUGGGGCAAGCUCUGUGGAGACGGUAGUUAUCCUGGGGUAUACACAGCCGUGGCAAGGUUCCGCAACUGGAUCAAGAGAAACAUCAACCGAUCAUAAGGCAAUUUUCUCCUUCUGAUCAUUUUUGUUAACUUUUUCGCAGUUUUAUCCAGCCAAAACAUUUACAAAAUCAAACUGGUGAAGUUUAAUUGCACAACUUGAUAGUACACGUUUAUCAUAGAUCAAUUCAACUUGCAUGGAGCCAAUUCAGGCGUUUAGAGGCGAGACUGAUGGAGACACUCAAGAUGUUAGAGUUUUCCUUGAGGCUGAAAUUGUUGGAAAACUUUAAUCCAAAUUAUGUUUGCCGGUACCAACUAAAAUACCAUAAUUCUGAAAAUGUGCAUUGGUUGGGCUCAAAGCAGACUUCAAUUAAAUUUAACU